CCGGUAGGCGGGUUACAUAGAUUUCAACACCUUAUACACGUUCACACUCGCUGAUAUUACGCAUUCAGAGCUGAUACGCUGUUCAGGCUUCUGUGCAGCACAAGGCUAUGGAACGCGACGAGUCUCCUCUCUUUCACUCCCACGAGCGGCAUGCGAGACGGGGACCAACAUGACAGCGAACAGCCGAGGGACCAGAGCCGCUCCUCCCCCCGUGCAGCGGCGGCUGUCCGCGCUACCGAGGCCGGCGGUGGGAGUCCGGCUGCUCCGGUACGCCGCGCUGGUGGCGGUGUGCGCGCUCUGCUACAGUAACUCUCUCUGGGGGGAGUUUGUACAUGAUGAUAUAUGGGCCAUCACCAACAAUCCAGAUGUCAGACCGGGCUCCAGCCUCCAGAGCAUCUUCACCAAUGACUUUUGGGGCAAACGGAUGGCUGAUAACACCAGCCACAAAUCCUACCGUCCGCUCUGCAUCCUCACUUUCAAGUUAAACAUUUUGCUGGGCGGCAUGACUCCAUUCUACUUCCACCUGGUGAACAUGUUUCUGCACUGCAUGGUGACGGCGCUGCUCAUGCACACCUGCGAACAGUGUGUGUUUGAAGACAGCAACUUCUCUUUUCUCACCGCACUGCUUUUCUCUGUUCACCCCAUUCACACCGAAGCUGUAUCUGGGAUCGUUGGGAGAGCAGAUGUGUUAGCCAGUAUGCUAUUCCUCCUGGCCUUUCUCUCCUAUAUUAGGAGUGUGUCAGUGAGCAGUAUGGCAGACGGGUUUCCCCCCACAGUGUCUGUCUUGUCACUGGCUCUCAGUCUGUUGUUGGGCACCUGUGCGAUGCUGGUGAAAGAGACAGGCAUUACGGUGUUUGGCGUGUGCGUCCUAUAUGAUUUCCUGGUGCUUUGCCGCAAACCACUCAUCUUGCACCUGUCGCACUCCAGGUUGAAGGAGCUCGUCAGAAUUUCCAGCCCAUUCAUCAAACGCGCUUGCAUCAUCUCGUUACAUGUUACAGUCAUCAUGUCUAUCCGUUUAUGGUUGAUGGGUGGAUCCAUGCCGCUGUUCUCAGAGCAAGACAAUCCGGCAUCCUUCUCUCCAUAUCUGCUCACCAGGUUUCUUACAUAUUGCUACCUGCUCGCCUUCAAUGCCUGGCUCUUACUGGCUCCCAUAGUGCUUUGCUAUGACUGGCAGGUGGGCAGCAUUCCUUUAGUGGAGUCUCUGUGGGAUCGACGGAAUAUUGCUUCCCUGACUUUGGCUCUCGUCAUGCUGGCGCUGAGCCUGAACUGUGUUACAUGCUUACAGAAGAUGAAAGGGAAGGAGGUGUUGGUGGGCGUGCUGUUCUUGAUCUUUCCCUUCAUCCCAGCCAGUAAUCUGUUCUUCCGCGUGGGAUUUGUGGUGGCGGAAAGAGUUCUCUACAUGCCCAGUAUGGGUUACUGUGUUCUGGUGGUGCAUGGGCUGAACAGACUGUAUUCAGUUGUCAGUCGCUGGGGAGCGGCUGCACUAACUGUGUCCAUGCUGGUUGUCCUUCUCCUCUUCUCCUGGAAGACCGUCCAACAGAAUGAGAUCUGGCUCUCCAGAGAAGCCCUGUUCAGGUCUGGCAUUCAGACUUUACCUCACAAUGCUAAAGUUCAUUACAACUAUGCCAACUUCCUGAAGGACAGGGGACGAAACCAAGAAGCCAUUUACCACUAUAAGACAGCCCUCAGACUGUACCCUCGACAUGCCAGUGCUCUGAAUAAUCUGGGCACCCUGACUCACCAGGCUGAGGAAGCUGAAGUUUAUUACAGGAGAGCGCUGAAUAUUAACCCUCAACACAACAGAGCUCUCUUCAACCUGGGCAACCUUCUGAAGUCUCAGGGGAAGGAGGAAGAGGCGGAGAGGAUGUUGAAGGAAUCUAUUCGUUACGGUCCCCAUUUUGCUGAUGCCUACUCCAGCCUCGCCUCUCUAUACGCUGACCAGGGACAUUCAAAAGAAGCGAAUGAAAUUUAUACCAGGGGUAUUGAGAACUGCCCCGACAGUUCUGACCUCCAUAACAACUACGGCGUGUUUCUAGUGGACACAGGUCAUGGCGAUCAUGCAGCCUUUCAUUACCAGGAAGCAGUGCGUCUCAAGCCAUCUCACUAUGUUGCCAUGGUGAACCUGGGUCGUCUUCUUCGCUCGUCCAAUGAUAAUAAAGAGGCGGAGCUAUGGUACAAAAGGGCCCUGCAAGUGGUUCGUAAAGUGGAUAUCCUGACCCCUCUUGGGGCUUUAUACUACAACACCGGCAGAUACGAGGAGGCACUGGAGGUUUACAGAGAGGCAGCCACACUUCAGCCCGACAGCACUGAUAUCUGGCUCGCCCUGGCGCAGGUUUUAGCCAUGGCAGGUCGCUCAGUGGAGGCCGAGAAAAUGACCCUGAGCAUCAUUUCAAAGACCAGCAACUGCAUUGAAUGUUACCGCUUGUUGUCUGCCAUCUACAGCAAACAAGGCAACCACACUGAGGCAUUGGAUGCAUUGAAGACAGCACUGCAGCAGGAGCCAUCAGACCCUGCGGUGAGGGCAGAGCUGCACUUCUCCAUGGGCAACCAGCUCAGAGAGAUGAACGAGCUUGAUCGCGCCUUCCAGAGCUACAAGCUUGCUGUCGAGCUCAAACCUGACCAAUCACAAGCCUGGAUGAAUAUGGGCGGCAUUCAGCAUAUCAAGGGAGACUAUGCAGCAGCAAGAAUGUACUACCAAAGAGCUCUUCUCCUCUCACCCGGCUCCAAACUGCUGAAGGAAAACCUGGCCAAGCUGGACAGACUAGAGAAAAAACUCCAAGGGGCCUAGAGGAACAGCGUGACCUGAACUGUCAGCCAAAUGAUGAAGGACAAGCAACUGAGACACAGAAGGGUGAAGAGAAGGGCCGGACUAAGACAUGCAAACUACGGUUUGGACUCAGGAGAUGAUUAAUGACCACUUCCUUCCCCUCUAGAGUUUAGAGAGAGGCUCUAGGAUUGAACUAAUCCAAAAGACUGAAGGUCCAGGGCUGGACCAAGCAGACACCAUUGACCUCAACACAUCAUGCAGUAUCUCACAGCAACAUAUUUCAGAAGUCCUCAUCAUUUUUUUCCCAUGUGUCGUCCCAAGACCACUUUUCGAUGAGUUCUCAGACCAGCACAAAUUGAGCAUUUGUUGUUCUUCUUUUAAUCGGAGCAGAGGUAGCGUCUCUGAGAGGCUCCACUCGACCACUACAACUCCGUUCUGCUUCGCUGGCUACAAAACCUUUAGAAAGCAUCUCAGACAAAUGCUGUGAGUUAUCAAAUAUGACUAGCUGUCUACUGUGUUCUAUGAACACGGCUGAUUAGUUGUAGGUGGUCUGCUUGUAUUUUGUUUUUUUAAUCCUCACAUAAGGAUUUUGUUAGUGAUUUAAAUGAAGGAAAGAAAUGACAGAGUCAUUCAUCAUGUGCUUUAAUUUGAUCUUUUAUCUUGUACAUGCAUCAUUAUUGUGGAAUGUAUCUUGGACUAAAGGCAUAUUGACCUGUGCAGUGAAUUACAUAUCAUUUUUAUCCUCAUAAGCUAUAAUACUGAAGCCUCUUUAAAUUGGAAUUACAUCAUCAUUCAUAAUGACGUAUCCAUAAUGAAGUAGGUCAUUACAUGGAUUUUAGUCAUAUUUUCGGUGGCCAGAAUUUGUCAUGCGGUACUCUUGAUUAUACCGUAAUCUUUGCACUUACAUUUCGUUGCCAUAGGAACUGUUAUCAAGAAAAUUUCUUGAAUUCAGCAGCAGCCGUGCUAAACAUGUCAUAGCAGAAAUCAAUGUGAAGUAUGAUUAUUUAAUAAAUAUUAUCCAAUACCUGU
This is a messenger RNA of Cyprinus carpio (common carp), 3796 nucleotides long. Its product is annotated as protein O-mannosyl-transferase TMTC1-like. Gene Ontology annotation, biological process: protein O-linked glycosylation via mannose; RNA processing. Lineage: Eukaryota; Metazoa; Chordata; Actinopteri; Cypriniformes; Cyprinidae. Gene Ontology annotation, molecular function: protein binding; mannosyltransferase activity. The record is from RefSeq and is a predicted model, not a curated record.